CGAAGAAAACAUGGAUAAUCGCACACGCGUGAAUUAACAUUGAAUGAAGAUCAGUCUAAAAGUUUGUUUAAAGAAUGCAAAGGUAUUCGUACAUGUUCCUCGUCGUCUCAUGGAGUGUGAGAGGUGUUCUAGCUUGAAGCUGCGGUUCGCUGUUCCACAGGAAAGAGAUCUUUUCGAAGAAAGAAGGGUAAGGAUCACACUUGACCCAAGAAAAAUACCCAAGAAAAACUCUGCGAGUCCCCCGCUUCGCUCUCUUCCCUCUGUCCGUGUUCCACGAGUUUUACAAGUGUAAAUAAAACCUUAAGCUGAUAAAAAUAGAAGCGUCCUAAGAAAGCGUUAAUACAGUCAUCGAGUCGCGGGGUCAAACGAUGCAAUUAGGAAGAUCGCAGUUUCAGGAAGCUCGUUUCAUUUCUCCGCAAUUUCUGUUUAAACAUUCACCCUCGCUGUGUCUAUACGAACACUAUUAUUUACAAACUAUCGUUAAGGUCCCUGGCGAACAAUUAAUCAACCGAUCGUAGAAUGUCUCCUACAAUGGCGCGUUUCUUCCUCAAGCGCAGGGUACAUUGUCUCAUCAGUGCAAUUGUCGCUGGUGCACGCGGCGUAAUCGUUGUUGUUGUUUCCCCAAGUCCGCGGAUUGGAAGAAACACGCUGGAAGGGGAUGCUUCGUAUAAAUGGGCGCAUGUCGCAAUUAAAACGACAGACUGAAAUCGUUCUUCGCUUAAUUCGUUCGGCCUCAGCUCGAAACGAGAAGCGCGAAGCUCCUAGCUAAUUAGUCGUUACGCUCUCGUGGCUCCACCGAACUUGUUCGUUCUUCGUAUUCGUUCUCAGCCUGUCGUUCGUGGGCUACAGGAUUGAAAUCGCGCAUACAUGCGUUACGUCAGGAAAACGAGCAAGAUCAUUCAACUUCAGUUUCGUACGUUCUUACUGGCUAAGCGGGCGCGAUAGUACCUAAUAGUACCUAAUAUACCUCCAGGAAACACUGUUCUUUCGGCGCAGGGAGUUCGGCCUACGCUUGCUCGAUCGGUGUCUACGAGCUGAAGAGGAAGAUGCAGUCGCGAUUGCUCGUGCUGUUCUUCUUCUUCGCCGUGUCUUCAGCGGAACAGCGGCCCUCCGAGGAUGACAAGUGCCUGGGGGAGCAUCCAAUCCUGCUGCAUUAUUUCUCCUGGGUCGACUACGUCAUACUCGCUGGGAUGCUGUUAAUCUCGUCCCUAAUUGGAACUUUCUACGGGUUCUUCUCCAAGAAACAGGAGACCAGCGAGGACUUCCUGCUGGGUGGCUCCAAUAUAGGAACCUUCCCCAUGGCGAUGUCCCUAGCAGCCAGCUUUAUCACCGCCGUCGAACUUCUUGGCAACCCUGCGGAGAUGUAUGAACAGGGGACCCAGUUCUGGAUGAGUUGCUUGGCGUUCAUCGUAGUCGUGCCCAUCACCUCCCACCUGUACCUGCCGGUCUUUAUGAAGCUCAGGCUGACCUCCAGCUACGAGUAUCUGAACCUCCGCUUCAAUCGCCACUGCAGACUGCUCGCGAGCGGAUUGUACAUGCUGCAGAUGGUCCUCUACACGUCCGUCGCGGUGUACGCGCCAGCGUUAGCUCUAAGUCACGUCACGGGCCUGAAUACUUACAUAGCCGUCACUCUAGUCUAUGUAGUCUGUAUAUUCUACGCCUCCCAGGGUGGAAUGGCAGCCGUCAUAAUGACGGACACGUUCCAAAGCGCGGUGCUGCUUGGCUCCCUGUUCCUCGUCCUUGGCUACGGUAUGUCCUGGGAGGGCGGUCUUCCAGCGGUGUGGGAGACCAACCAGAGGUCUGGGAGAAUGCAGUUCUUCGACAUGGACACGAGUCCCACCGUCAGGCACAGCUUCUGGAGCGUGGCGGUCGGCGGGACCAUCUACUGGACCACCAUGUUCUGCAGCAACCAGGCGUCCGUCCAGAAAUACCUCAGCGUGGAGACCAUCGGCCAAGUGAGAACGGCACUGUGGGUAUCCGCAUUUGGAAUGAUAAUCAUCUACACAGUGAACUUCCUGACCGGUAUGGUACUCUACAACGCGUACAAAGACUGCGAUCCUCUGUUGGCUGGCUACAUAACCAGCCAGGAUCAACUUCUGCCACUCUACGUGAUGAACUUCAUGGGCAGGCUCAAGGGUGUGCCUGGUUUCUUCGUUGCUGGGAUCUUCGCCGCCUCCUUAGGGACUGUGGCGAGCGCGUUGAACUCCCUGGCGGCGAUCACCUGCGAGGAUAUUCUUCAGGGCCUGUUCAAGAUACAGUUGCCAGCCAGGAAGGGCGCGAUUUACGCUAGGUGGAUCAGUGUCUUCUUCGGUGGCCUUAGCUUUGCCUUGGUCUUCGUCGUGGAACGCCUUGGCAGCGUUCUUCAGGUGGCAUUGUCGUUCAACGGUAUGGUCGGAGGGAUCACUCUGGGAUUGUUCUCCCUGGGUAUGUUUGUGCCGUGGGCGAACGCUAAGGGAGCAGUGUCAGGCGCCAUUGUCAGCCUGAUAAUCGUCCUCUGGAUUGGAAUCGGCGCCCAAGUCGCCGUCUUCGGGGGCCAGAUCCACUUGGACGGCAAGCCAGUGUCGAUAGACGCUUGUCCCUGCAUCAACAAUGGUACUGUUAUCUCCAGUCAUGUCAACGAGGAUGACGACAACGUUUCAUCGAUAUACAAGAUCAGUUACUUGUGGUACAGCGCGAUAGGCUGCAUCCUGACGGUCCUGGUGGGAGUGCUGAUCAGCUUCGUUACGAGCUACCAGAACCCCUCUGAUCUCGACCCAGACCUGCUGAGCCCUCCUAUCGCUGCUCUGGUCCGUCUCAAGGCCAAACCGCUCGCCAACGUCCAAGGGAUCGCCAACUACGGUCUGGAGUUGGACGACGAAAAGCUGCAGAUGGAAAACAACAAAAGCCCCGCGUGAAGGUUAUCGUUAUCAGUGAAGAACUCGCGUCGAGUCUCGAGUUAAGCGGAGGAAUUUCCCUGGCAGAGUUUUCAUUUGCUAAGGUUGUCCUGUGCGGUCUCUGCUGGGAACUCUUCAGUCUUUAAACGAAGAAAAACUGGUUGAAACUGAGCGUCACAGGGCACUCGCAGACCUCCACUUUUAUUCCUGUAUUUAAUUAUGAUUUAGAUUUAAGGUACGACGAUAGAUCAAAGGGAAGAUCAUGUUGUUUCGGGGGAAACACUGGGGAGGUGUACUCGAGUACUUUGUUGGCCAGCAACGGUGACUCUGUUCUGUUUCUAUUCCAUCCCAAAGAUCACAGGAUCCUAAAAAAGUGGACCAGGUUCCAAUGGCGACGAUUGAUACUCUUGG
Molecule: messenger RNA, 3284 nt
Organism: Hylaeus anthracinus
Lineage: Eukaryota; Metazoa; Arthropoda; Insecta; Hymenoptera; Colletidae
Product: sodium-coupled monocarboxylate transporter 2
Exons: 9
Coding region: 1047-2894 (615 amino acids)
Biological process (GO): transmembrane transport; sodium ion transport
Cellular component (GO): membrane
Molecular function (GO): symporter activity
Source: RefSeq, a predicted model, not a curated record